GUGCCUCACAGCGUGGCGUGCCCUCCGUGUGACCAGUCACCCGAGUCUGGGGGCAAAGGCUCCAUGGAGCUAGCAUCCUAACCAGGCGAUCAGCAAGCAGGAGAGACCCCACAGCCAACUUAUUUCUUCCUCUUAAGCCCUGCCCCAGGCCCCUGGGCCGGAGGGAUGGAGAACUCGUCCGCGGCGUCGGCCUCCUCUGAGGCUGGGAGCAGCCGCUCCCAGGAGAUCGAGGAGCUGGAGCGCUUCAUCGACAGCUACGUGCUCGAGUACCAGGUGCAGGGGCUGCUGACAGACAAGACGGAGGGUGACGGCGAGAGUGAGAAAACGCAGUCCCACAUCUCCCAGUGGACAGCGGACUGCAGCGAGCGGCUGGACGGCAGCUGCUCCUUCCCCCGAGGGCGAGCGCCGCCCCAGCAGAACGGCAGCAAAGAUAACUCCCUGGACAUGCUGGGGACAGACAUCUGGGCUGCCAACACCUUUGAUUCCUUCAGUGGUGCCACCUGGGAUCUGCAGCCCGAAAAGCUGGACUUCACCCAGUUCCACCGGAAGCUCCGACACACGCCCAAGCAGCACCUACCACACAUUGACCGUGAAGGGUGUGGAAAAGGAAAGCUGGAAGAUGGGGAAGGGAUCAACCUGAAUGACAUCGAGAAGGUCCUCCCGGCCUGGCAGGGCUACCACCCGAUGCCCCACGAAGUGGAGAUCGCGCACACGAAGAAGUUGUUCCGGAGGAGAAGGAAUGACCGAAGGCGGCAGCAGAGACCUCCAGGAGGGAACAAGCCCCAGCAGCACGGUGACCACCCGCCAGGCAGUGCCAAACACAGCAGGGACCACCAGAAAUCCUACCAGGGGGGCUCGGUGCCCCACCCCUCAGGGAGGCCCACCCAUCACGGCUACAGCCAGAACCGGCGCUGGCACCACAGCAACAUGAAGCACCUGCCCGGCGACAAGGGGGAGGCAGGCGCCCACCGCAAUGCCAAAGAGGCCGUGGCCAUGGAGAGCCCCAAACUUGAGGAUGCCCUGGGGGACACUGGGCACAGUGGCCUUGAGGCCCCCCGCAGCCCCGAUGGCCCAGCCCUGGCGGCUUCUGAGAGGCUGCCCAUGCAGCAGCCAGGAGCCCCAGAGGCUGAGGCAAAGCGUAAAGACAGUAUUAUCCCCGAGCGCAUAGGGGAGCGGCCCAAAAUUACCCUGCUCCAGUCUUCCAAAGACAGGCUGCGGCGGAGGCUGAAAGAAAAGGUACCGGAUGAAGUGGCAGUGGAGACCACCAACCCUCAGCAGAACAAGAUGGACAAGCUGAUUGAGAUCCUGAACAGCAUGCGCAACAACAGCAGUGACGUGGAUGCCAAGCUCACCACUUUCAUGGAGGAGGCCCAGAACUCAACCAAUUCCGAGGAGAUGCUGGGCGAGAUCGUCCGGACCAUCUACCAGAAGGCGGUGUCCGACCGCAGCUUCGCCUUUACCGCCGCCAAGCUCUGCGACAAGAUGGCGCUCUUCAUGGUGGAGGGGACCAAGUUCCGGAGCCUGCUCCUCAACAUGCUUCAGAAGGACUUCACGGUGCGGGAGGAGCUGCAGCAGCAGGACGUGGAGCGCUGGCUGGGCUUCAUCACCUUCCUGUGUGAGGUGUUCGGCACCAUGCGCAGCAGCACGGGCGAGCCCUUCCGCGUGCUCGUCUGCCCCAUCUACACCUGCCUCAGGGAGCUCUUGCAGUCUCAGGAUGUGAAGGAAGACGCCGUCCUGUGCUGCUCCAUGGAGCUGCAGAGCACAGGCCGGCUGCUGGAGGAGCAGCUGCCCGAGAUGAUGACCGAGCUCCUGGCCAGUGCCCGAGACAAGAUGCUGUGCCCGUCGGAGUCGAUGCUGACCCGGUCACUGCUCCUGGAGGUCAUCGAGCUCCACGCCAACAGCUGGAACCCUCUGACGCCCCCCAUCACGCAGUACUACAACAGAACCAUCCAGAAACUGACAGCCUGACAGCCAGGGGGCCUGGCGGGCGGCCCGCGGGCAGCUGGGGCCCUGGUGCACAGGGCCAGAUGGACAGGCGGGAGGACAGGGGUGGCCCUGGCGGGAGGAAGAAAUGGGGAGGAAGGCAGGCAGAGCCGGCGGCCAGUCUGGAGCCAGGUGGGGAAGGGAUCAGAUCCCUAGGAGCGUCCCCCCACCAAGCCCCCCAGCCCCAGCAUGCGGCAGCUUCACCAGUAAGGGAAGCAUGUUUCUUUUUCACGGGCGGCCCUCACCCGGCCCCUCCUCACUCCCGCUCCUCCUGCCCCCUCCCAUCCAAUGAGACCCCUGCAGGGCUUUGUGCAAGGGGCUUCAUCUCGGUGACUCCUCCUCUGAGGCCAGGCAGCGCGGCGCGCCAGGGUACUGCUUGGGUCAGAAAGGGCCUCAGGAGGCCGAAAAAGUGGGUCGGAGACGGGCUUGCAUUGUUCCCGCAUGCUGUCAGCUACAGUCGCCAACUGGCAGCAGGCGACGUGGAGCAGAUGUCCGGGAGGACAAAGGCAGACGUGGUCCCCACCAGCCGCCCGUAAUUGACGGCCUUUGUCCACAUGGUUGAGCUGGGGGGACAGAGGCAUUCGCUCUCCUCCAACCUUCACGCUCCACCACCCCCCAACUUCCAAGUCCUCCUCCCGGACCCCCAAGCCUCAGGCCCGUGGGGGGGCUGGGAGCAGGCGGGGGAGCUGGAGUCUGUAGUUCUACUUGCACCCUUUUGUUUUAUUGUGUUUUAUUUUUCAAAAGUCAGCUGCUUUGAAGUCUCCUGCCUAAAUGAAAGAGCCACGAUGUGAUCACACAGACAGCGCCGCGGACCCCCUGAUUAGUGGGAGAUCAAACCUGCCCCCCUCUGGAAGGAUUCUAGCCACAGACAGCUUGCCAGUAGCCAAUUAGGGUAAUUGGAAACUUCUGCCCCGGUGGGGGUCCCACUGGAACCUGCGCCCCUGGCUCCCAGCACCUCCCUUCUCUUAUUCUAGCUGCGCUCUCUCAAAGGGCUGAUACCAUCAUGCUGGGAGUGCAUUAAACCCCGUCCUGGCCCGGGGCCUCGUGAACCAGGCACAGAACAGGCUGGCAAACUAAAAUCCAAAACGCUAGGAGAUAUGUCCUGCUCCACACACAGGUCUUGUCCCAAGCUCUGAGUGGGGGAGAGUGGGGGCGUGGGGCUGCCUGGCUCCCCAGGACUUAGAGUUUGGGUAAAUGGGCUGUGUCGCUGCCCUAACCUCAUCACGGGCAGGAUCCAGGAGCCCAGCCCUCCCGCAGCCAAGCACCAUGUGCUCUGGAGGGGGCUCUGGGCCCUGCGGCCCCAGGGCUGUUGGGACAGGGAGCAUUCCCUGAGUCAGGUGACCAGGCAGGGAGGCCAGGCAGAGCCUUCCAAACUGGGAACAAGGCUGGGCUCCCUGGAGGAGUCACGUCCUGGGGAUGGCCCUUCUCUGUUGGAGGAAGACGGGGAUCGCUUGUCCCUGGCGUCUGCACAGCCUUGUCUCCAGGGUCUGGAGCUGACACUUUGAUGCGCCCCCAGAAAAUGACCUCAGCCCGGCAGCUUCCUUAUUUACUCCUUUACUGAGGCCAGUGCCUCCCUGGGUCACUGGAGGCGGCCUGGCGGCCCGCUCCCAUCAGGCUGGCCAGGAGGUGAGGGCGAGGGGGGUGGCCCCAAGUCAGGGGGAUCAGGCCAAGUAGGGUAGGGGGCAGCGUCCCCAGGGCACCCCGGCUUUCCCACCAGCCACAACCUGCCUGCCAGCCCCGGGAUGGGAGCCUGAGCCAGUCCCCCAGGAGAGCUCACUGGGGGCCCAGGUUUAUCUGGAACUGGGCGGUCCUCUGCCAAGAAGCCCCUGCCACCCAUGGCCCCAGCCUCUGCUGCCUCCUCCUCCUCCUUCCCACACUUUCUCAAGCUCCUCCUCACCACCUUCCCUCCUCAGCCUGCACCUCUAGCCCAACCUGGGGCCCAGGGACAGCAGAGGUCCCACCAGAGGCUGAUGUCAGGAGGCUCAGAGAGGACACUGGGGAAAUCACGGUCUUGGCGCGUCAGGGGGCCCUUGCCGGGCAAGCAGCCGCUCCCCAACAGUCCUCCGAGAGGCACACUUGGGCUGCAACUGGCCUUGCUUCCUUCAAGUGCGGAGGGGGCGCGUGCAUGUGCAUCUGCAGGGGACAAAACAGGGCCCCAGAGGAAGAGAAAGGCCUAGGAGUGGGGGUGCGAGUCGAGGAGGCAGGAGAGUGGGGUCUCCCACGUCUGCCCCGGCUCAGAGAGCAAGCCAGACACCUGAGCGCGUGCAGGGGCCGGUGUUCCCUGGAAAGCAGAGACCGGUGGCAUCGUGGGCCUCGUGCCCUUUCCUCCUGGUGGCCCUCCCUGGUGGUCUUGUCUCAGGGCCAACCCCGCCUUGACUGUUAGGGCCAGUGUGAAGAAGUGAGAUAUAAAUAUGUACACAUAUAUAAAUAUAUUUUUAAUUACGUGUCGUGUUGCCGUGGCCCCAGACAUAUGGUUUGCCUAGUUGGUUCCGUUGCUCGCAAGCCCUUCUGGCCGAUCCGAAAAACAAUUUAAGCUGUUUUUCUAAAUGCAGGUUGCUGCUGCUUUUUCAGACACGGAAGGAAAACAUUUAAAAAUGAUUUGUUGUUGUUGUUAUUGUUUAAGGAAGUAACAGUAAAGCCUAAAAUCUGAGACUCUGAGGCAGCUUCCCACGGGAGAUGACUCGACAGGAGCUGGGGGGGGUAGACGGGGGCACCCCACAGACCCCCCCAGACCAGCGCCGCCCUCUCCUGAGUGAGGAAGGCCAUACCCAAGUUGACCUCUGAAUGUAUUUGAUGGGGGGCACGACUGGACGUUGCAUUUCUAAGGCUUACAUUGUUUUCCCCACUGGCCCGUGGCUUUCCUGGCGCUGACGCGGCAAAGGCCAGCCAUCUGAUGCUGACCCUGUGCGGGACUCCUGUGCCCAUCAAGACGAGGUAGUCAUUGCUUUCCUCUCAGCAGCCAGCCUGCUCGCCACGGUCCUGCCCCCCUCGGCCUUGUGGCUUUGCCUAAGCUCCGGGACCGCAGCCCCAAGGAGGCUCCCGCCCGCCCCUGGACCAGGUGGGGAGCCCCCCAUCCUCCAUGAGGAGUGUGCACCUCCAGACCCAGUUUCGUCUGUCUGUCCGUCCUUAACCAGCCUGUAAACCUCUAAGGUUUGGGGAUCGUCCUGUCCACCCAUGUAAAUGUAAAUGUUGGCCGAAUUAGUAUUUAUUCUAAUUUGUAUUUUAUUUUAUUUUCUCUGGGGGUUGGGGAGGGGGUGUGCGGGAAGUGUACCGCUGACGACGCCAUGGGCAGCUGCAGGGGCGGGGGCCCAGACAGCCAGGCCGCCGCGAGGAGCAGCCCCGCGGGGCCGCCCCAGACGCCAAGCCCCAGUCUUAUCUGGCAUCAGAAACCAGCCAGCGUUCCUCAUGUGACAGGCUCCCGGGGCCUGCUCGGGGAGUCCUGUCUCUCAGCUGCAGGGCGCCCUGUCGGGAAACCUCUGGCUGGGCCUGCGAGGAUGCAGAUCCGAGAGAAGACAACUUUCCUCUCUCCUCUCCUGGGGACACUCGCCCAGAAGGGCUGCCGCCCUGCCUGAACCUGCUGAGAGCCUGGCGGUGGGGGCUACCUCCCUGGGGCAGGGGCCCGGGGCUUCCCGCCAAAGCUGCAGCGGAAUCCUGCUCACGCACCCACCUUCCCUCUCUCCGUAUGUCCUGCUUUUCAGCUGAACCCAAACUACAAGUGGGUUUAAAAAAUAAACACCACCAAAAAACAAAAAA
Molecule: messenger RNA, 5736 nt
Organism: Pteronotus mesoamericanus
Lineage: Eukaryota; Metazoa; Chordata; Mammalia; Chiroptera; Mormoopidae
Gene: CTIF
Product: cap binding complex dependent translation initiation factor
Exons: 12
Coding region: 166-1968 (600 amino acids)
Biological process (GO): regulation of translational initiation
Cellular component (GO): cytosol
Molecular function (GO): protein binding; translation activator activity; RNA binding
Source: RefSeq, a predicted model, not a curated record